AUGUUACCUGAGCCGUCAAAUCUCAGGUCUCCCCCCACGAAGAGGGGGAGGACUGAGUCGGCGCCCACAGAAAGCGAACCGGGACCUUCCGGGGAACAAUCGACGGGUGCUGGGGCCCCCGGCAUACCAAAUGAAAACUCAUCACGAGCAAACGGUAAUGCUGGAGCCCAACCGUCUGAAUCGGUGCUUGCACGGGUUCAGACACAACCAACCAGGGUGACUGGUAGGGUACAACGCCAGAACUGGUCAACUGACGAGUUGGCCAGGGUGUGUCAGGAGUACCGGGAACUAAAAGAAAGCACUGGUGGUGUUGAAGCGGGUGGACCGGCCGUUUGGUUCGGUAAACUUAGCGAACGCUACAACCGUGUGAUCGAGUCAGUUAACAGAGCCUACGGGUUAAACUUGCCGGCUAGAAACUGGAGUUCGAUUCGUUCGAAACUCCAGCGAGACAAGGCGGCCGAUCGUAUCUUUGACAAGGUCUGGGAUAGGGUCGUUGUAAAUCCUGAUGGCGAAACGGUAAUCCUGGAUGAUCCAGAGAACUCUUCGGAGCAGAUCGAAGAUCAUCGAAUCGGGGAAGCAGCUUCGGCUGCCGAACCAACGACUACAGCUAGCAGUCCGGAUACGGAGUGGGUGAUCGAUGACGAGUUCAGAGAAAACUUUAACCACUUUGUAGCUACCUGGAUGGGGAAAACAAGAAAGGUCCGAAAACCGAUCAAAUUCCCUAGAAAGGUGCCGGAGGUUCUGUGGAAACAUGCUAACCACUUGGUGGCUGAGCAUGUUGCCAACGGAACUAUUCGAAGUCUCGCUGACCUAAACAGAACGGUUUAUGCCGCUUCUUGCACCGUUGCGCAUGUCCUCAAAUUAGAAGACAAGAAAUGCGCACAACGUGAGAAGGACUGGUUCGCCGCUAGGGAAGCAGAGAUCAAGAAUCUGUCGCGUUAUCUUAACUGGAUAGAUGUGGAGUUGACCAGGCGGCGGCAGUCGCAAAGGUUAACCCCGCGUCAGAAACGACACGUGGUGGAGCUCAGACUUCGGUAUGGGCGAGACCGGGUGGCGGAUACGACUAGGCUCAUUGAGCUCAAGUCGAUGUUAAGAGACGUUCUAGCAAUGACACGGAGGUCAGUGAUGCGACGCAGAGCGGAUCGAGAUCGUAAGAGGGGCAAGUUUGUCCCUCUGCGGAAAUAUCUCGAGUCUGGAGAAUCGAGAGAUGAUCCGGCGCUUAGAGUCGACGAGAUACGUGAGUAUUGGGCAGGGAUAGUUGGUGAAAGCCAACGUUCUCAAAGCGACGCCAUCACGGCGGAGUGGGCACAAGACUGUAACGUAUCAGCUCAAGAGGUCACUGACGAGCAACUCCGAGUAUGGUGGCGUAUGGCUGUAUCGAAGUGCAAGCCAAACAAAGCGCCUGGCCCAGACGGAAUUCCUGGAGUUUCCUGGAAACGUCUGCCGUGUGCCAGCGAUUGGUUAUGCACUUGGCUUAUCAAUGCACUGCGAAGUGUGCGCGUGAACACGCCUGGGUGGUUGGCACAUGGGAGAGUCGUGCUACUCUACAAGAAGGGUGACGCAAGCGAUCCCGCUAACUAUAGGCCCAUCGCGUGUCUCAAUACGUGCUAUAAAUUGAUAACGUCCGUAAUCGAGAAGGCCAUACGAGAGCAAGUAUCCGCUUGCCCCCAACUGCUCCCACGCGAACAAAUCGCGAACCGUAAAGGUGUAUGGGGGUGUACGCACGCGAGUAUCGUGGACAGGAUGGUCACAGGUUCGGCCAGAGUCGAUAAGGGAAUUCCAGGCGGUCUCAGAGUCUUGUUUUAUGACUGCCAGAAGGCCUUUGACUCGGUCCUACGUGAUCAUAUGUUCAAGGUCCUUGAAGUAGCUAAGAUAGACAGGAAGCUCCUGCUUCUAAUGAAAUCUUUGACUAUGAAUUGGACCGUUAGAUACGAGCUUCGACGAUCCGGCCACACUGAACGGAGCAAUCCGCUCAGGGUGAGAAGAGGCCUCCUGCAAGGAGACACCCUAUCACCAACGUGGUUUUGUUUAUGUAUCGCUCCGAUAUCCAAAGCUCUCAGGGAUGCCAACCCUGGGCCCCAGUUUCGUCCGAUUCCGGGGAGGCGCGAUGGAGUCUCGGUAUACGUUGGUCACAUGUUUUACAUGGAUGACCUAAAAGUGUACUGCGCAGGGGAAAGAGCCCAGGUGGCUGCCGAAAGGUUAGUCCCAGAGCUCUUUUCUCGUAUUGGAAUGAACAUAAACGCAAGCAAGAGCGCUGCUGCCUCACUCUCUGGGGAAAAUACGACGUCCUCACUACCCGUACUAGGAGUGAAAGACCAAUAUAAGUACCUGGGAAUAGAGAGUGGAUUCGUAGCGCAUGAGGUCGCUGCCUAUGCCCGUAUGGAAAAGGUAAUCCUGGCCAAAGUAUCUAGUAUACUUCAGGUUACCCAACAUACAGUUGGUCAGAGGCGGCACGCGAUUAGAACAGUGGCGUUUCCAGGCGCAGCGUUCAUACUCGCCAAUAUCAUAUUGGGAGAUAAACGACCUGCCACGGCGGCGUCAGACAUGGACAGAAUGGACAUGGAGAUCCGAAAGUUGAUACGAUCUCGUGGCAUUCUCCAUGCUAAAUGUGCUAAUCCGCGUAUGUACCUCAGCUGUGAACGAGGUGGGUUGGGAUGGCCGUCGUUGAGGGCGACUUACUACCAUUCGGUAGCGUACUCAGCGGCGUACCUCCUGACUUGUCAAGAUCCCUGGGUAUGCAGGGCCAAGGACUAUUUCCUGAGCGGGCGACUCAAAGGAAAGAACCAAGUUUACAAGCACUUGCUUUACAUCUUCAAGGAACUCGGCAUUGGCGAAGAUAUUUUGAGUAAUCCGGGCGAAAAUUCGAGAGCGUUGGCGCAGAAGAUUGCAUUGGCAAUUGAUACCAAGCUCGAAGAAAAGUACCUUAGAGAACUCGCUCAAAUGCCAAGAGCUGGGCGAUGGGUUGAUGCGGAUUCGUCGGUCUUUGAUCCGAAGUACUCCUACCUAUGGUUGGAGAAGGCAUGGGUCAACGAUAAGGCGUACCAACACGUGAACAGCGUAAUAGAGGGAACUCUGCUGGAAGGGGUAAACCCGCACAAUGUGUUGGAGAAAUGCAGGGCAUGCGGCGAACAGAAUGCCACAAUUGCUCAUAUUACCAAUGGGUGUAGGAUCCUUCGGGAAACUACUAUGAAGCAAAGGCAUGACGGGGUAGCCAGGUGGCUAUACUCUGCUCUGACCGAGGUAGAUUCAACACUACCCCGGUACCAUUAUACACAACCGAUUGAAGGUCUGGUGAGAGGUGAAAGGCUAGAGGUGAGAUAUGACAUAGAUAUCCCAACACCUAACAUGCCACGUCACUGCAGACCGGAUGUAGUCAUAUUUGACCGCUUGAGGCAAGAAAUAUUAAUUGCCGAGGUCAGCGUAACAUGGCAUUCAAGUGUGCAACUGGUGUAUGAGAACAAAUAUAACCGGUACGCUGUAAACUCUAACCAUGAGUACAGCGAAAGCACGCCGUAUCCACCAGGGGUGAACUUGGCCAACGAGUUGAGAGCUAUGUACCCGAACUUCGUGCGAGGAGUUAAGGUACUACCACUAGUAAUCACUCCCACGGGCCACCUUCACCGUGAAUUCGUUCCCCACAUACAGCAUAUAUUGCAGCAGACUAAAGUGAGUCGUCACAUUGAAAGGAUGCAGCGAGCUGUGGUACUGGGGACGGAUUACAUCAUCCGAACCUACUUUGCCAUGCCAAAGCGUUAG
Messenger RNA from Bursaphelenchus xylophilus (pine wood nematode), 3756 nucleotides. Lineage: Eukaryota; Metazoa; Nematoda; Chromadorea; Rhabditida; Aphelenchoididae. The record is from the annotation of a GenBank genome assembly.